This is a messenger RNA of Carassius gibelio (silver crucian carp), 3808 nucleotides long. RefSeq names its product protein eva-1 homolog A-like. Gene Ontology annotation, molecular function: carbohydrate binding. NCBI's taxonomy places the organism in Eukaryota, Metazoa, Chordata, Actinopteri, Cypriniformes, Cyprinidae. The transcript has 8 exons. The record is from RefSeq and is a predicted model, not a curated record. The coding region runs from base 102 to 1511 and encodes 469 amino acids.
UGUUCUUCUCUCACUCUCUCUCGUGUCUCCAGACUGGAGUCAUGGAAUCAGGCAUCACUCCACGUCCCGCGGUCUGAUCCUCUCGGGAAUCAUCGGAUCUGAUGGGACAUUUAAGGAUGUUUUUCCCUGAUGUCUCAUAUUCACUGCUGUUGUUGGGAAUCUCGUGUCUGACUGGCUUCACUAAGACUUCACAAGAGUUCUCAGGUUAUCUGUCGAGUGUGCUGAGGAAUUACACCGAACAGGCAUGUGACGGAGAAUUCCUGACUGUUCACUGUCCGCCCAGAACCUCCAUCACCAUCCAAUCGGCUUUCUACGGGAGAACAGACCCCGCCCACUCACCUCAGUGCCCUUCCCCUUACAGCAGUGCUGGAACAUUCUCAGUGCAUGACAUCACUUCCUGUCAUGUGUCCACAUCCUUGCAGAAGAUGCUGGAUGAAUGUGAGGACAGGCGGACGUGUCAGGUUCUUGUCAACAGUCGUUUGUUUGGGACAGACCCCUGUCCCACCGUCAGCAAAUACCUCAGUGUGCAGUUCAAGUGCAGACCGAGUGAGUUUAAGAGUAAAGUGGUGUGUGAAGGCGAGCGCCUGCGGCUGGGCUGUAAGGUGGGGAUGCAAAUCACGGUUUAUUCAGCCAUGUUCGGCCACACACAGCAGGGAACACUGGAGUGUCCUCCACACCACCGGAGGGCGCCGUCUGUCGACUGCUCGUCUGAUGUGGCUCUGCAGGUGAUGACAUCACGUUGCCAGGGGAAACGCUCCUGUGUGGUCCGCGCCUCGACACAAGAGUUUGGUGACCCCUGUUACCACGGCACCCGCAAAUACCUCAGUGUCAUCCACACCUGUGUCCCAAAGAAACUCAUGCAGGAGCCGGUUUCUAGGCAUCCAUCGUUCCCCUCUCCCCCAUCAGUGCCUCAUGACCCCAACGUGGUGGGAGACAGCGCCCCUCCGGACGGGACCCCGUCUCUGACCUCAGACUCUGCGCCAGGGAGGUCGACGCGAGGACGGAGUUCUGGUCCGGUUCUAGAAGAGACGGAUCAGUCUGGAGAACGUGAUCCGAACCCAACCAUCUCCACCGUGAUCCGACCAGCCAUGGCCCUCAUCAGCAGCAUGCUGACGGCCUACACCUACAUCACAGAGCACCCGGAGCGGUGUGCGCUGUAUUUCAUGUGUGGCAUCUGUGGGGGUCUGUUCCUCACACUCUUUGCACUGGUGGUUCAGAUUUCCUGUCGUACGGACUGUAAGCCUCGUCAAGCCGUCGCUAAGAAGCCCCCUAGCUCCGAGGACCCUGACAGCAACACCUCUGACUCUGAUUCAGACUGGGACACGAGCUCGGACCUCUCGGCCCGACGGCAGCGACGCUUCGCGCGCACGCUCAACACAAACGUCUUCAUGUCAGCGGAGGAGCUGGAGCGAGCACAGAGAUUGGAGGAGAGAGAGCGCAUCAUACGGGAAAUCUGGAUGAACGGACAGCCGGACGUCCCAGGAACCCGCAGCCUGAAUCGCUACUACUAGAGCACCGCCUCUGAUCGAGGUCAUCCAGACGGGAAGCUACUAACAGAGUCAUCACACAGUCUGUAUUUUGCAGUGGAAAUAAGCUCUUCGUUCAGGCACAGAUUAUCUGUAAGCUUCAAUACGCAGAGGUGAAAGGUCAAAGCUGCGUUCAGACAAGUUGGAUUUGGGAGUAUUCUUUCUUGAUGUCUUGAAGUUGGAGAUUAAUUUUCCUUACUGAAGCUAAGGCUCAUGGGAGAUGUUGUUCAGCUGAAAGCUGGCUCUACGAGUCUAUAGGCAGCUCUGAGAGGUGUGAUAAGCUCUAAGCACUGUGAUUGGUCCUUCACUCCGCCUGUCAAACAGUGAGGACCGCCUUCUGUAGGAAGAGACUUGUGCAAAUGAAGUGCCUUCCAGUUUGAUCUGACAUAUACAGUACACAUAUACAGUACAGUGGGUCUUAAAAUAUCCCAAUGUGAAUGCAUUAGGAAGCAAAUAUAACAAAUCAAGCUGCAAGUGAUGCUGGAGCUUCACAUUUCUGCAUCGUUUCAAAGUGGCACAAUGCAUUUUUUGAUUUCACUUUACAAUAAGGUUCCUUUUAUACGGGAACUGACAAUGAAAAAUACUUCUAAAGCAUUUAUUAAUCUCAGUUAAUGUUCAUUUGAGUUUUAACAUACAUUUUCAUUUAAGUUCUAUCUGUUUAUUAAUGGUAGCUGAGGUAUGGAAGCCCAUUUCCACCACUGGCCAAAAAAAAGUUACUAGCACUGAUCUGUAAUAGAGAAUUUAUCAUUAUUUUGAUCAGUUGGUAAUCUUACAAAUAAGUCUUAUUUUUAUUUUUUCUUUCAGUUUUGAUUUAUUUCACAUUUCUGACUUCCCUUCUCAGAAUUGUGAGUUUAUAUCUCAAAAGUCUUACUGUAUAUUUCACAGUUCUCACAGAAUUGUGAGAUUAAAUUUGCAAUUACCUUUUUUUUCUGUGAUGGAAACAAGCUUCCAUAAACAUGAACAUAACUAAAGUUAACAAAGAUUAAUAAAUACUGUAACAAAUGUAUUGCACAUUGUUAGUUAAUGCAUUAAUGGGACCUUUUUGUAAAAUGUUACCAAUUGUUUAACACUAGGUCAUUUCAUUAUCAUCAUUUAAAACUUAACAGGCUUCUUUUCUUUGAAAAAAUAAAUAAAUAAAUAAAUAAAUAAUGCAGCUUGAUAUUUGAUCAUCAAAUGCAAUGACAUACAUGCAUUUUUAAGGGUGACUUAUGCUUCCAAAUAUUUUGGGAUAUUUUAUAUACAUAUAUGCUGUAAAAUCAUUUCAGCCUUUAUGAAAUCUAUUUUGAUAUUUAAAUAAUUUUGAUACCACUAUUUUUUGGAUGAAAUAUUUUUUUAUACUGUGUCAAAGCUUGCCUGAUUGCUCAGGGAUGCAAUCCAAGUGUUCUGUGUAUAAUCUUAUAUUCUUUAAGUGGAUGAGAGACACAUUCAGACAUUCUUGCAUACAAUAGAUGCAACUUUGACCUCAAAGAGGUUCUUAUAGGAUCAUGAUGGACAUCAGCGUUGUGCCUUAAACACAAGACACGUCUGUCAACAGAGUUCAUCACUCAAUGACUUUAAGCAGUGCGUUCUGAUUACUAACUCUGGUCAAUGUGUUUCAGUUUCUGUUACAUGAUAUUGAGUGCUUAGAACUAGUGUUGAUGAUACAAAACCAUAAAUAACUCACUUUAUAUAACUAAUCGUGGCUAUAAUGAGUGUGAAGCACUUUGGGGGCCAAGUUAAUGGAAUUAUUUGAAGAAGAAAGUGGCCGAAAUUAGUCUCAAUUCACACCUUUAAUAGAAAUGUCCAUUAAAACAUUUAAGACAUUUAAUGACCUAUUUUUAAACAUUUCAGAAAAUGUAUUGAUCUAUUAAUAUUCAUUAACAUUCUUACAAAUCUUUAAGCAAUGCCUAAAAGUAGAGGUCUCUAAAUAGUAUUUAAAAAAUAUGCAGAAUUUAAUAUAAUACUAUUUUGGAAAGUAGUUUAUCAUGUAGUUCCCUACCUCUAUAUGAAACCUUUAUUUUUAAGAGCCCAUUGCCACACUGAGAUCCUUUAAUAUGUGAUAAGGUUUUUUUUUUUUUUUUUUUAAACAUUGUAAUGCGUAUGUGGAUGUUUGUUUUUGAGCUCUUCAAUAUUGUAAAGCAGCUGGAUGUUUGUGUUGUAAGCACUCUCUCAGACUUGUUUUGUUUUCCAGUAAUAUUUCAGCAUGGUUUUAUAGGAAUAUCAGCUCGUGUACAGAGCAGCAGGACCUGUGGGAGGUUUUGUUUUGGUUGUUAUGGAGCAUUAAAUAAACUGCAUUAAAUGAA